UCUAUUUACAUUUUAAUUUCAAAGCGUGUUUUGUAAAAAAACAAAAAACACACUAAUCAACAGCUCCAGAACGGGGAUUUAAUUUCAUCAACCCAAUCAGUUUACUCUUUAUAAUCAACGAUACAUUAAUUAAAACAACGAUUUUUUUAUUAUUUAUACAAUACCGCUGAACAAUUUACCUGUUCCUUGGUUUACCCUAGUAUGAACAUUGAAAAUUAGCAGUAUUACAGCGCCCUCUCUGUGAUAAAUUAAAAAAACAAAAUGCAAGUAAUUUUUAAAACAAUACUUCUACUAUAAAAUAAAUACCAUGCAUCAUCCUGUGUUAUACUUACCUAUAAAUAAUCAACUGUUGUGUGUAUAUUCCAAUUUAGAAACAUACAUUACUUUUUCUUUCAAAGAGUUAUUUUUUUCACAGGUUUAACCAGAGCUGGUGAUCCUAAACAGACAGAAGCAGGAAAAAGUAAUACAGAAAAUUACCAUCCUAAAAUUGCAAAUCCUGAACCGACAUCAGAAAUGAUGUUUCCCACAAAUGAGAUGGAACACGCACUCCUUCAUAGCAGACAGAUUGAUUCAUCUCAAAAUAUUGGAUACAGCAGCCAAAUGGAUAAUUCAGAAGAACAGGGGAGUGUUGAUCCAGUUGAUAAUAGCCCCUCCACAGAUGAUACAUCUCUUUCUCUGACAGACUCCGGUAUUCUAGGAAAAAUCCAAAUGCCAUCUACAAUUUCCUUGGUAGCACAAGUUAGUAAUGGCUUUAAAGAAAAGGAUACACCUUCAACUUUGUGUAAAUCACAAAGACACCACGAAGAUGAAGACUCUUCUGAAUCGGAAACGCUCAAUUCAUCAGGUUUUACUGAAGCUUAUGCUAAGUUAAACGACCAAGUACCAAGUGUACCACGUCAAAGAACAGUGCCGGAAACACCUUCUGAUUGUAAAACCAUGCAGAUUCACAGCGAACAAGACCAAGAAAUCCGUAAUGUGUCCACACAAAAAACACCGGCUGAAACGUACAAAACUCCACUGGUCACAAACAUACCACCGAUGUUAAACACUGAAAGACGUUCAACUCCUGUGGACACGCUAUUACGGAGAGCCAGGAUUCAAAGAUUGGACACAGAUUCCCUAUAAGAAAACACUUGAGAUCCAGAAGUAUCUACCAUGCAUGAAAAUCAAUGGGUUUUAUAACUGAAACAUUUAUACUAUUUAAUUAUAUAGAUCAUAUAAUAUAUAAAAUGGUAUUCUGUAUAAUAAUGUUUAUGUAUCUUUCUAUGAUAUUUGAAAUUUCCUUCUUCCAAUUGUUUAAGAUUACUGUAUUAAAUCUUCACGGACAUAAAUGUAUACACCUAUAAAUACCUAAAAUGAAGCAUAUGUGAUUUAUGUCACGAUAUGACUAUAGUUGGAUGAUUAACUUGAUUACUCGUGAAUAUUGAUUAUAUCAAUUAUUCGAAAUUAAAACCUAAUUAAUUAAUGUUGCAAAAAUAAUCGAAAUUGGCUUCCAAUUACUAUUCACAAUUAUUCCAACUAUCCAAGUAAUUGAAAUAUUCUUGUUACGUUACCCGUAACUAAAUAUUCUCACCCUUUCAGCCUUGGGGAUGUGAUAAUGUGAUGGUAAAUCAUAUUAUUUAUUGGCAAGAGAAUAAUCCAGGAGUUGGUGGUGUUGAUUAGCUACCAUCCCUCGAGUCUUCACUGCUAAGUUUGGGACAGCUAGUGCAGAUAGCCCUCGUGAAGCUUUGCACAAAAUUCAAAAGAAAGCAAACCAAUUAUGUUUGUUUGUUGUUUAGCCCAAAGUACCCACUACUGGUAUCAAAAAACAAUUUGUAACAUUAAGAGUUGUUGUUUCUAGUCAACUCAUGCAAGAAUAAUUAAUGUUUUUUGUUGUUGUUGUUGCUUUUUUUUGCCUUUUCACAAGACUAAGCAAUAAGUUGAAUGUAAUCAAUUAAUGAACCCAUCAGGAAAUCAUCAAUUCUCCUCCUAAACUCUUGUGAUGAGAUAGUGGCAACUCAUUCUAUAAAUUAAUCACUCUGUUAGAUGACAAAAAAAAAGUUUAACUGGAAUCUAUCUGUCUUUUCAAAUUUAAAUUUGUUUCUUUUCAAAGCAUUGUUUUCAAAUCCUGUAAACUUCUUUUCUUAAAUGAAAAGAAUUCAAGAAAGCCUAACCUAUUCCCAUAAGAUGACCCUGACAUCUUCAAAUUUAUCCUUGUAAUCCUUUCAAACAAGUCAAUAUCUUAUUCCUUGACAGGAUGUUUAGGUAAAGUAUUCAUAAUGAGUAAACUGGAAUGAAUGGCAACUGCCUGUUGUAAAAAAAAAAA
This is a messenger RNA of Limulus polyphemus (Atlantic horseshoe crab), 2305 nucleotides long. RefSeq lists its product as uncharacterized. The record is from RefSeq and is a predicted model, not a curated record. The transcript is spliced from 2 exons. Lineage: Eukaryota; Metazoa; Arthropoda; Merostomata; Xiphosura; Limulidae. The coding region runs from base 514 to 1125 and encodes 203 amino acids.